UGCAAUAAGAAGGAGCGACCGAGCCUCCCGCGUGCCAUUAGUUCGCGGUGUUCGGUUCUUUGCAGAAGGGUAACCGGUUGGGAGUUAGACCAACGGUGAAAUUUGUGCAUUUGUUUUCGGUUUGUUAUUCGUGAGAGUAGCUAAGGAAAUGCACGGAGAAAACAGAAGAUGAAUCAAACCAAUUAAUUCUGGACGCCGCGAUCAGUGCGCGUUACGGCAAGUUGUGUGAUGUAUAAUUGUCUGUGAGGUUUCUCCUGCCGAAGCAGACGCAUUUUAACCUUUGCCGCGAUCAGAUGUAUACGGACAAAAAAAAAUCGCGAACAACCAAGCGCACUCUGAAGACACAUCGAACGAAAAAUAUUGCCUAAUGAUGAAUCGGUUAUAAACUAGUGUUUGUGUAUAUUAAUUUAGUCGUCUGGAUCGAAACGAGUCAAGUGCAUGAACGCUUAGUUUCGGUUAUUUUUAGCAAAAUAGACUGUGAAUCAUUAUAUUUUAAAGUGUGAACGAAGUUUAUAAUUAUUCGGCAUAGUCACAAAAAUCAUAUCUCAGCGUUCGAAUUAAAAACAAACUAACAAAGUAUGGCUAGCGUAAAGCACGCGUCACAUCAUGCGGUAGACGAUGAUCGUCAACUUGCAGCUAGAAACAAUCUGCAGCUGAUACAACCCUCGUUGGUAUCCGUAUUUGCUAAAGACAAGGAUGUUGAGCAAAUCAGUGGAUUGUGUGGAACCGUAGCGGAGCUUUCUCGACGUGCUAGUAAGAGAAGCAGUCGUAUGCAGUUGACGAUGAGUAUCUUAGCGAAUCUAACCGUGCUGUCGUCCGGAAUGGGGUUAGGGUAUUCGGCUAUUACCUUACACUCGCUGACACGGGAGAAUGAUCCUAUGCGGCUGAAUUCGGAACAGGCCUCUUGGUUCGCUUCCAUCACUGCAAUUGCCUGCCCUUUCGGAGGACUAAUUUCUGGCUACCUGUUGGAUCGGAUUGGACGCAAACGAACGCUCGCCCUGAUCAAUGUGAUGUCCAUUCUCUCGUGGGCACUGAUAGCCGUCUCCAGCAGUAGCAACUUCGAGCUGAUGUACACGCAGAUCCUGAUCGCUCGAGUCAUUAUAGGCUUGGUGAUCGGUCUAGUGAGCGCCCCCGCAUCCAUCUAUUCCGCUGAGAUUGCGACACCUCGAAUGCGUGGACGACUGACGGUGCUUACGUCCCUAGCAAUUGCCCUUGGAAUACUGAUGAUCUACAGUUUCGGAUAUUUUAUUCCGGAAAACUUUCGCCUGGUAGCCGCCAUAGCAACGGGAUGCUGCGUUGUGUUCCUGCUACUUUUAAUCCCUCUGCCCGAGUCUCCGGCGUGGUUGAUGUCCAAGGAACGCGAUCAGGAAGCGGAACGAUCGUUGAAGAAAAUUCGAGGUUUCGGGAGCUGCGGGAAGGUUGUUCCGGAGAUUGAACAUGAGUUGGCACGGCUUCGCGAUAACGUGGAAGCUCAGAAACUGGCUGGGAAGGAAAGAUUCAUCGAUAUGAUUAGACAGCCUCAGGUCUACAAGCCGCUCGGAGUGAUCAUAGGAUUUUUUGGAUUCCAACAAUUCUCCGGCAUUUUCGUGGUUGUUGUGUACGCAGCGAAGGUAUCUUCAGAAGCCAAUGUAUCAAUCGAUCCUUUUCUUUGCACUGUACUAAUCGGGGUGACACGAGUUAUUGCCACAAUAUUGGUUGCAUAUAUUUUGGAUACACUAGGUAGAAAACCGCCGUCGAUCUUCUCCGGAGUAGGAAUGACAGUUUGUAUGUUCGGUAUCGCUGCUUGCAUUUAUAAUCCACUACAUGAAAGCAUGCGGUGGGUUCCAACGUUUUUAAUUAUGGCUUACAUCUUCACCAGUACCUUGGGAUUCCUCACCAUGCCAUUCUCAAUGCUAGCGGAACUUUUUCCUCAGAAAAUUAGAGGUCCAGCUUCGGGUGUGACCGUCUUCUUCACAUACGUGAUGUCCUUCGUAAUAAUCAAAUUAUAUCCAACGAUGGUUGCAAAUAUGGGCAGUGCCAAUACGUUUAUCUUUUAUGGUGUUAUUUCCUUGAUAGGGGUCCUGUACGUAUGCUACGUAGUUCCAGAAACCAAGGGUAAAUCGCUUCAAGAGAUUGAGGAUUACUUCCGUGGUAAAUCGUCCACCAGACGAUCGAGUCAAUCGGUGUAUGACGAUAGUGCCGAAUUUUCGGCAUCAUCCGUGUGAUCAUAACUCAAGAAGAAGACGGAAUUCGCACGUACUUAAAAGGUUAAUAUGCUGCUCAAUUAAUUUAGUAAACUCAAAAGUGCCAUUGGAUGUAGUUUUAACAAGUUCCUAGAAGUUGAGCUGGUAGCAUCGUUUGAUCCCCGAAGGAAAUUUAUUUUUCGGUCACUUUGAUCACGACGCUUUCAAUUAAAAAUGGUUAGAUUUAAAUUGCCAAGCCUGAUAGGUUAUCGUUGCUGUUAAUAAGCUUAAUUAGUGCUAGCACGUUUACUGAAUCGAUUCGAAGAAGACCAAUUCAAGAUAUUGUGAAUAUAAUGUUGAAAACAUAUAGGUUAGAUUACUAAGCUUAGCAACUAAUUGUAGUAUGUUUUAGGUUUGUACAUCUACAGCUUAGUACGCUCUCAUCACUCAAAACAAUAGUAAAUACUGUGAUAGUAAUUGUAUCUACUUCAGUUUCCAUUACAUACUCAGCUUCUGACUGAAAGUCAUCAAGUCAUUUUAAGCUAAAAAUUCCACUAAAUAAAUGAUAGCGGAAUUUCCAAUUAGGCCUUUUAACGCAAUCUAAUAGAAUAUGUGAGAACAGAAAUAAAUCGUUUUUACGAUCGAUAAAAA
This is a messenger RNA of Topomyia yanbarensis, 2813 nucleotides long. Its product is annotated as facilitated trehalose transporter Tret1-2 homolog. The coding region runs from base 579 to 2204 and encodes 541 amino acids. The transcript is spliced from 5 exons. Gene Ontology annotation, biological process: transmembrane transport; carbohydrate transport. The record is from RefSeq and is a predicted model, not a curated record. Gene Ontology annotation, cellular component: membrane. NCBI's taxonomy places the organism in Eukaryota, Metazoa, Arthropoda, Insecta, Diptera, Culicidae. Gene Ontology annotation, molecular function: sugar transmembrane transporter activity.